CGGAGAGAUGAGGGGCGGGAUGGGCCGGCCCCUAGCCUGGCGGCCCGGGAAGAUCUGAGGUGCCCGCGGCGAGGCGAUAGUGUCGUGCCACCUCGCACGCGAGGUGGAGGGAAGGAGAGAAACCAGGAAAUAAAGAGGAAAAGGGAGCGAUGCAGAUCUCGAGAAGAACCACGGGACCUUCUUAGGCUUGGCUGGGCCGCGGAGCCACUUAUAGACCAGGCCUCUGCCCGGCUCCGGACACACAGCUUCUCCAGGCAGCUUUGCUUCAGAACAGGGAUUGCUUCUUGAGGGUGGAGACCUAAGAAGGUUCUUAAGUUUCACAGCCCUGUACACCCAAAAGCUCACCUGGACAGUGUCACUUGGUGGUGGAGGAGGACUGUGAGACGGUGGCUGGGAGUCCGGUUGUAGCCACUUGCCUGCCACUGCCCAGCCGAGUGGCAGCCCAGACCCCCGGAGCAGCAGGUGGCUGCAGGUCACAGACACAGAGAGGAUAUGAGUGUGGCGGUGAGCACCUCCACCCCCCUUCCCCCAGCCUCAGACACCAACGUGGUCGUAUCCGCCUUCUCCCUGGUGGACUAUGUGGUCUUUGUCCUGCUGCUGGUUCUCUCCCUUGCCAUUGGGCUCUACCAUGCCUAUCGUGGCUGGGGCCGACGUACCAUCGGCCAGCUGCUGUUGGCAGACCGCAAAAUGGGCUGCCUUCCUGUGGCGCUGUCUUUGCUGGCCACCUUCCAGUCAGCCGUGGCCAUCCUGGGCGUGCCGUCCGAGAUCUACCGAUUUGGGACCCAGUACUGGUUCCUGGGCUGCUCCUAUCUCCUGGGGCUGCUGAUCCCAGCACAUGUCUUCAUCCCAAUCUUCUACCGCCUGCAUCUCACUAGUGCCUAUGAGUACCUGGAGCUCCGGUUCAAUAAAGCUGUACGGGUUUGUGGGACCGUGACCUUCAUCUUUCAGAUGGUGAUCUACAUGGGGGUUGUCCUCUAUGCACCAUCAUUGGCCCUCAAUGCAGUGACCGGCUUUGAUCUCUGGCUGUCAGUGCUGACCCUAGGCAUUGUCUGUACUGUCUACACUGCUCUGGGUGGACUGAAGGCAGUCAUCUGGACAGAUGUGUUCCAGACACUGGUCAUGUUCCUAGGGCAGCUGGCAGUUAUCAUUGUAGGGUCGGCCAAGGUGGGCGGCUUCGGGCACGUGUGGGAUGUGGCUUCCCAGCAUGGCCUUAUCUCUGGAAUCGAGCUGGAUCCGGACCCUUUUGUGCGGCACACUUUCUGGACGUUGGCCUUCGGGGGUGUCUUCAUGAUGCUCUCCUUGUAUGGAGUGAACCAGGCUCAGGUGCAGCGCUACCUCAGUUCCCGCACGGAGAAGGCUGCAGUGCUCUCCUGCUACGCCGUCUUCCCUUGCCAGCAGGUGGUCCUCUGCAUGGGCUGCCUCAUUGGUCUGGUCAUGUUCGCCUACUACCAGGAGUACCCCAUGAGCACCCAGCAGACUCAGGCCGCCCCUGACCAGUUCGUCCUGUACUUUGUGAUGGAUCUCCUGAGAGGCCUGCCAGGCCUGCCUGGGCUCUUCGUGGCCUGCCUCUUCAGUGGCUCCCUCAGCACCAUAUCCUCUGCUUUUAAUUCACUGGCAACUGUUACGAUGGAAGACUUGAUUCGACCCUGGUUCCCUCAUUUCUCUGAAGUCCGGGCCACCAUGCUUUCCAGAAUCAUCGCCUUUGGCUAUGGGCUGCUUUGUCUGGGCAUGGCCUAUAUUUCCUCCCAGAUGGGACCUGUGCUGCAGGCGGCAAUCAGCAUCUUUGGUAUGGUUGGGGGGCCGCUGCUCGGACUCUUCUGCCUUGGGAUGUUCUUUCCUUGUGCCAAUCCUCCUGGUGCCAUCGUGGGCCUGUUGGCUGGGCUGGUCAUGGCCUUCUGGAUCGGCAUUGGGAGCAUAGUGACCAGCAUGGGCUCCGGCAGAGCGCCCUCUCCCUCUAAUGGGUCCAGCUUUUCCCUGCCCGGCAAUCUGACUGCCAUGUCCAUGGCUACACUGAUGCCCUCGACUACCCUCUCCAAGCCCACAGGGCUACAGCGGCUCUAUUCCCUGUCGUAUUUAUGGUACAGCGCUCACAACUCCACCACAGUCAUUGUGGUGGGCCUGGCUGUCAGCCUGCUCAGUGGGGGAAUGCGGGGCCGGAGCCUGAACCCUCGGACCAUUUACCCAGUGUUGCCGAAACUCAUUGCCCUCCUGCCUGUGUCCUGUCAGAAGCGACUUCACUGCAAAACCCACAGCCAGGACCUCUCCGUGGACACUGCUGUGUUUCCGGAGAAGAUGAGCAAUGGGAUGCUGAGGGGCAGCAAUGACAAGGAGGCCUUGGCCAUGCCUGAGGCAGGCCCAGCCCACCAGGGCAUCAGCCCCACCUUCAUCCUCCAGGAGACCUCACUGUGAUCUGGACUUGAGACCCAGCCCAGAGGCCACCCUGUGGUACAGGGAUGAUCUGCAGGGGCGAUCAAGGACUGGAUGACCUUGCCCAUACCAAAGGACCUUGCUCUUGGGAGUUUGUGCUGCAGUAGAAGCUGUCAUGUCACAGGAGGUGUGAGAGUAGGACAGGGUUCUUCCUGUUCCUUGCCAUUCUGUUCUCUAGAGAACCAGGCUUGCAGGGGGCAGGAUUUUGCCAGAAAUGGGGAUAGAGGUAAAUCCUCUGGCAAAAGGAUAAUGGCUUCUGAUUCCAUGUCGUCAAGCUCCUUUGAAGUGAGUGGGGAUAGCAGUGCUGGGCCCACUUUGGCAAGACUGACCAUCUCCCUGUAAAACUCAGAGCUGCCUUGGCCAGCUAUCGCUUCCCUUGCAGUCCCAUUGGAGCACACAUUCUGUCAGCCACAAAGGGCCCCUGGAACACUACUUUCAGGUUGUCUGUGAUACCCAGGCCCCUCUCAUUCUUAUCUGUCUACCUCCGUUCUUGAGAGGGAGGUUUUGGUGUCCCCAAGAGACCUCUCGGAACACACAGGUACAUUCAUCUCCUUCGCGUAGAGUAGGGAAGCUUUCCACCUCGCUGCCCCACCCUCCACCCCUGUAAUGGGCACCUGGGGACGGAGCAGAUGUUAAUCUAAGAAACCAGGGCAUGACCAGGUCCACUGUGGAAUGUGCCAUCUGUCUGAACUCCUGAGCCACGCACCCUAGUGUCAUUUGGUCAUUCAUGCUCCCGUUUCCUUUUGGAGUUUCUUUCCCACAUAUCUUUGUUCCUAGAGAAUAAAAACUACUGUUGGGCUAGAAUCUGGGCUCCUGUACUGUCUGCACCUGCUCUCAUCCAUGCUAGUCCUAUCCCUGGCGAAGAUAAAGAGCCCCUUCUCCCAUGCACAGGUCUUCCUCUGCUGAGGAGAGAGGGGCACAGGGGACCAGUGAUAGCUUGGUGAGGUUUCUGGUCUCUGUGGCUGGUGUAUCUGCAGCAGGGGAACGUUGUGCUUAUGGGGUGGAAGACGCACACUUUUCCUCUGCUGCUUCUCUUCCCCUGUGGCUCAUUCUAUUCCCUGUCCUGCCCACCUUGUCCUCGACCAGAACAAUCUGCUGCUCUGAGAUUUUUCACUUUGGGGGCAGGAAGAAGAAUGCUGCUAUUUGGCUUUUAAAAAUAGAACACUCGAGGUAGACUUUUAC
Molecule: messenger RNA, 3609 nt
Organism: Hippopotamus amphibius kiboko
Lineage: Eukaryota; Metazoa; Chordata; Mammalia; Artiodactyla; Hippopotamidae
Gene: SLC5A6
Product: solute carrier family 5 member 6
Exons: 19
Coding region: 493-2409 (638 amino acids)
Biological process (GO): sodium ion transport; pantothenate transmembrane transport; biotin transport
Cellular component (GO): membrane
Molecular function (GO): sodium-dependent multivitamin transmembrane transporter activity
Source: RefSeq, a predicted model, not a curated record